CAAUGUCAAGUUCGGACAUAAGCAAUUUUAAAUUGUUCCCUCUGAUAAGAAUCGCGUAUCUAAAUACGCUCAGAGUGGAAAAAAAAUUAAUCGCUGUCAAUCACGGUCAAGUUUUGCAUCAAUGCACUUCUGAAAAUAUGAUCUUUCAAAAAAAAUAUUUCCAUUAUUUCUUGACACGAUUUUUCUACCAUGCCUUUAAAGAUAAAAACAUAGUUAUCCGGCUUCCAUUAUUUUCCGAACAAUGAUGGAUUUGAGUUCUUUAAUUUCAAAAGGAAAUUGACACCAACUUUCAUGAAUGAAAAAUGAAGCCUGCAAAUCUAAAAAUUCGCCCCCGAAAAACGACUUGUCAAUGGAGUCACGAGCGUCAGAAUUUGGCGGUGCAUAGGGCCACUCCACCGCGCGGCUUUUUGCAAAUAGAAAUUGCAGUUGGACACUCAAGCGGCGUUCCCACGAGUUUUGCUUUCUCUCUCUUUCUCUUUCUCUCCGGUGUAUGUUCUGCAAAGUGAUACACCUAAUUCCAAAGGCAACAUGUCCGGAGGUUUUGAGGCUACAGUCCUCAAGGAGGAGGAUGUCACCAAAAUGUUGGUGGCUGGCGUGCAACUUGGAUCGGAAAACUUAAAUUUCCAGUUCGAAAAAUACAUCUACAAAAGACGCAACGAUGGUAUCUAUAUUAUCAAUCUUCUCAAGACUUGGGAAAAACUUAUGAUGGCUGCUCGUGCUAUUUGUGCCAUUGAGCACCCUAGUGAAGUUUUUGUUAUAAGUGGCCGUACGUACGGACAACGAGCUGUGCUCAAGUUUGCAGCUCAUACUGGUGCAACGCCGAUUGCUGGAAGAUUUACGCCUGGUGCAUUUACCAACCAGAUUCAAGCUGCAUUCCGUGAGCCACGGUUGCUGAUUGUAACCGAUCCCUACACUGAUCAUCAACCCAUUAUGGAAGCAUCAUAUGUUAAUAUUCCAGUCAUUGCUCUAGCAAACACCGACUCUCCCUUGCGUUUCGUAGAUAUUGCGAUUCCUUGCAAUAACAAGGGUCAACAUAGUAUUGGUCUGAUGUGGUGGUUACUGGCAAGAGAAGUUCUCAGAAUAAGAGGAUCCAUUUCUCGCGAAAAUAAAUGGGAUGUAGUCGUGGAUCUUUUCUUCUACAGAGAUCCAGAAGAGGCUGAAAAAGAAGAGCAAGCUGCCAAGGAGCUUGCCCCGGCUGUUAAAGAGUACAUCCCCACGGAAAAUGUUGCGGAAACUAAUUGGUCCAUUGACAAUGUAGAUCCUAAUGCACCUCAAACUGAAAACUGGGCUGAUGACAUACCAGUUGCAGCUCCGGUUGCUGAUGCAGUUGCCACUCCUGUUGCCUCGUUCCAACCAAGUACUGAAUGGGUCUCAGGUCAAGAUGAUUGGAGUAUACCUACUGCUACGCCAUCAACAACUAUCCCAGCACCUACCUGGGGAGGUGGUAACCAACCCAACUGGUCAUAAAAAUAAGUUUCAAUUUUGAACUUUAUUUGAU
Molecule: messenger RNA, 1498 nt
Organism: Trichogramma pretiosum
Lineage: Eukaryota; Metazoa; Arthropoda; Insecta; Hymenoptera; Trichogrammatidae
Product: 40S ribosomal protein SA-like
Exons: 5
Coding region: 529-1467 (312 amino acids)
Biological process (GO): ribosomal small subunit assembly; cytoplasmic translation
Cellular component (GO): cytosolic small ribosomal subunit; ribosome; 90S preribosome
Molecular function (GO): structural constituent of ribosome
Source: RefSeq, a predicted model, not a curated record